Molecule: messenger RNA, 1217 nt
Organism: Salvia splendens (bonfire salvia)
Lineage: Eukaryota; Viridiplantae; Streptophyta; Magnoliopsida; Lamiales; Lamiaceae
Product: protein-tyrosine-phosphatase IBR5
Exons: 5
Coding region: 183-995 (270 amino acids)
Biological process (GO): protein dephosphorylation; abscisic acid-activated signaling pathway; auxin-activated signaling pathway
Cellular component (GO): nucleus
Molecular function (GO): MAP kinase phosphatase activity
Source: RefSeq, a predicted model, not a curated record
UCAAACAAACCCCGUUACUUCAUCACUGUUGGAGAAUAUUCAGUUCUCCUGAAUCAACCGCUAUUUCUAGAGAAGAUCAAUCUAAUUCACCCCUCCAAAUCUCAAAAUCGACAAUCCAAUAAAUCUCGAAAUCAAUCAUUCAAUCCAGUGACGGUUGCAUUCGGUCAGCAGCAGUUGGGACUAUGAGGAAGAGGGAGAGAGAAAAUCCCUGCGCGAUUUGCGGCCACUACCACAAGUUCGAGGAGGGCGAGGUCUGCGGCAUCUGCGGCCACCGUAUGCCCGCCGGCGCCGACAAAUCCGCCGCGCACGUCAGCGCCUUCCCCUCCGAGAUCCUAUCCGAGUUCCUCUAUUUAGGUAGCUUCGACAAUGCUGCCCGCAGCGAGCUUCUCAAGUCCCAGGGCAUCUCAUGUAUUCUUAAUACUGUCCCUGCUUGUCAGAAUUUGUACAGGAACACUUUUACCUAUCACUGUCUACAGUAUGAUAAAAAACUGCCAUUUGAAGAUGCAAUUCAGUUUCUGGAGCAAUGCCAACAAGAGAGGGCUCGGGUUCUUGUGCACUGCAUGACUGGUAAAAGCAGGUCUCCUGCCAUAGUAAUGGCUUUCUUGAUGAAAAGCAAAGGCUGGAAACUCUCACAGAGCUAUCAAUGGGUGAAAGAACGCAGGCCUUCGGUCGAACUACAUCCAGCUGUGCACCAACAACUCCAGGAAUUCGAGCAGAAACUGUUUCACUCAAUACAAGAUAGUGCUGUGGGCAUGUCUUCUUUAAGCUUUGGCGUUUCAAGGCCAAAUGAUACACCAUUAGCCCCAGCAGCAGCUCCAGUUUUCACUAACACUAGCAGUGCUUCGGUUUUCGCCUGUCCCUCGCUCAACGUGCCCCCUCAAGAAUUCACCUUUGGAGCAGGCCUAACUCCAGAAGCCACACCACAUAACUCUGGUGUCACAACCAGCACCGCCAAUAUCCCUGCUGUCAACGACAUUUCCAUGGAUGGUUCUUGACUGGUUGGGUUGAAAUCACACGUUGCUCUUGAGAAGUAGGGUUUUAUAGCGAAGGUGGGAUGGUGAAGUGAUGAUUUUCAGCACUCUAGCUAUUGAUGAACUCAUUGGAACCUAGCCACCCGUCUGUCUCUCGUGAAAAUCGAUAUAGAUGAGAAUUCCUUGGUGUUGAAUUUUAUUUGUUUUUUGUUUUAUUUAAUAAAAUACGAUACUUUUCUAAAUUCA